AUGCUUAACAGCACUGAUUUUGAGCCCAGAGUGAAGCAGAGCCUCGUGGUCGCAGGCCCCGUGGAAGAGGAUGCUCGCCCGGACAGGGCCAUCCUGCAACUGAAGCAGCAGAGGGACAAGCUGAGGCAGUACCAGAAGAGGGUCACACAGCAGCUGGAGAGGGAGCGAGCCCUGGCCAGGCAGCUGCUGCGGGACGGCAGGAAAGAACGGGCCAAGCUGCUGCUCAAGAAGAAGAGGUACCGGGAACAGCUGCUCGAUAGGACGGAGAAUCAGAUCAGCAGCCUGGAAGCCAUGGUUCAGAGCAUCGAGUUCACGCAGAUCGAGAUGAAGGUGAUGGAGGGGCUUAAGGUGGGCAACGAGUGUCUGAAUAAGAUGCACCAGGUGAUGUCCAUAGAGGAGGUGGAGAGGAUCCUGGAUGAGACCCAGGAGGCCGUAGAGUACCAGCGGCAAAUUGAUGAGCUGCUGGCUGGCAACUUCACUCAGGAGGAUGAGGAUGCCAUCCUGGAGGAGCUGAAUGCAAUCACUCAGGAACAAAUCGAAUUACCAGAGGUUCCUUCGGAGCCCCUUCCUGACAUCAAUCCAGAAGCCCCUGCCAAGGCCAGAUCGAGGCAGGCAGAGCUGGUGGCAGCCUCGUAACUUGGACUCUCCAGGGACUCGCAGGGAUUCUCUGAGGACUGUCCCAGAGCAUUCGGCUGCGUGUCAACCCUGAGGGCUCCCAGGAGGCCUGAAGGGCUGCGCUGGUGGCUGGAGCAGCAGCUUACAUGGGCCCUGCAUCAGGGCCACAACGCACCCUCGCAGUUUAGUCUGGAUGCACCAUUGUCUUGCUCUCAUUCUGGAUUAGUGGACACCCAAAGCCCAGCCAGGCCCAGCUUCAGGCAGCUGUGGUUCCCACCAAUACUCCUGGUGCUGUUCUCAUGGCUGACCCAGUCCGUGUGACCUGCGCUCUUUUCUGAGGAAGCACUUCAGACUGGGGUCCCUAUACUUCCGACUCGUCUCUGCUGCUCACAUGAGCUGGUGGGGGGCUUCAGUUAAGGGAUUCUCACAGUGCCUGGCCUCCUGCUGUCCCUGUUUCCCUGCAGGCUAGCGACAGAAGCCCUAGGGGACUGGUGUUCUCCAAAUAUCUUGGGACAUCUUCUUUAGCAUUUGAGACUUGAGCCUCUUAUGUUUGGGGGAGAUGGACCAGGGCCACCCUGCUGAAUGGACAAAUCUAGGAGCCUGACUUGGGGUCUCCACAGAAGACAGACCCUGCUCCGAUGGGUGUGUACCUCCAUGGCAUCCUGGACACAGCUGCCAGUCCCUAAGCCACCAAUACCAGGAGGUGCAGAGCUUGAAGGUGACUUCCAGGGUCCCGAGCUCAUCUGACACCGGACAGUCCCUGGUCCUCGAGCCUUUGGGAACACAGGGCUACCAGGAAAGGGCAUCUCUUCCUUAACCCAAAACAGGCCAGCUCCAGUAUUAAAGCUGGCCUCUGCAUGGUC
Myodes glareolus (Bank vole) is the source of this 1478-nucleotide messenger RNA. RefSeq names its product charged multivesicular body protein 6 (gene Chmp6). Gene Ontology annotation, biological process: vesicle budding from membrane; late endosome to vacuole transport via multivesicular body sorting pathway. Gene Ontology annotation, cellular component: ESCRT III complex; multivesicular body. The record is from RefSeq and is a predicted model, not a curated record. NCBI's taxonomy places the organism in Eukaryota, Metazoa, Chordata, Mammalia, Rodentia, Cricetidae.